This is a messenger RNA of Lachancea nothofagi CBS 11611, 771 nucleotides long. NCBI's taxonomy places the organism in Eukaryota, Fungi, Ascomycota, Saccharomycetes, Saccharomycetales, Saccharomycetaceae. The record is from the annotation of a GenBank genome assembly.
AUGAUAUCUGAAAAAGCAGCGACGGCUUUGGCUACCAUCGGUACGGUAUGCUGGUGUGUUCAGUUGAUUCCACAAAUUAUUUUCAACUACCGGCAAAAAGACUGCGAAGGACUCCCGCCGCUGAUGAUGCUGCUGUGGGUCAUCAGCGGGAUUCCGUUCGCCAUAUAUUUCAUGGUAACGAAAGGAAACAUCAUUCUUCAGAUCCAGCCGCAUCUUUUCAUGGUUUUCUGCGGAGUUAGCUACGUGCAGUCUCUAUAUUAUCCGCCAGUGCAAUUGGAUCGACGCAAAAUCUGCGCAUCGGUUGCAGCGAUCGUACUGGUAGACAUAGGCAUGGAAAUAGGCUUUACGUUGUGGUUGCGCCCCUUGUACGCCCGCGGAGUGCAUUGGCCAAGUCUAAUAUUCGGGAUUUUGGCUUCGGUACUACUGGGUUUGGGGCUAGUCCCCCCCUAUUUCGAACUUGCUAAGCGGCAGGGCCGCGUUGUCGGAAUUAAUUUUGUGUUUCUAUUUGUCGAUUCACUGGGAGCGUGGCUUUCCAUAGCAAGCGUUAUUGUGGGAAACAUGGAUACGAUGGGUAUCAUUCUGUACAGCAUAGUAGCAGCGUUGGAACUAGGUAUCUUUGCUUCCCACUUCGUGUGGUGCUGCCGCUUCAAGUGGUUCGGAAACGGGACCGGCCUUCAAGAUCAGGAAGUGCAGCUUCACAACUCCGAAAAGGCCGAAAGUUUCAAUGAGGAAGUCGUCGACCAAACUUAUGAAGUAACGAAUAACAAGUGA